Trachymyrmex cornetzi is the source of this 574-nucleotide messenger RNA. RefSeq names its product SNAP associated protein. NCBI's taxonomy places the organism in Eukaryota, Metazoa, Arthropoda, Insecta, Hymenoptera, Formicidae. The transcript has 2 exons. The record is from RefSeq and is a predicted model, not a curated record. Bases 71 to 556 code for a protein of 161 amino acids. Gene Ontology annotation, cellular component: BLOC-1 complex; BORC complex; synaptic vesicle. Gene Ontology annotation, biological process: lysosome organization; intracellular protein transport; synaptic vesicle exocytosis. Gene Ontology annotation, molecular function: SNARE binding.
UCGUUCGAGAUUUAUGGGUGCGUCUUCACCGUUUCUAAUCUUCCGCACCUAACCUCACAUCGUAUGGUAUAUGUCGUAUUACGGUAGCAACAUGGAUGUGGACACAGCGAGCGACAAUACAUCGAUCGAUGACAAGAUAGAUGACUUUUGCGAAAAUCCCACGCGAGAUGCAUUAACAGAGGGUCUCAUGAGCCUUCUGAAACCUACAGUGGACCAACUGGAUGAUAGAAUUCGCGCUACAAGAAUAUGUCAAAUUGAGUUGAAGCAACGGAUUGAAUCCCUAACAGAGGAACUUCAAAAAAUCAACGAAGCAUUGCAGUAUCCGCUGGACACAGAUUCCUAUGUAAAAAAACUAGUUAACGCUAAGCAUAAGAUUACUAUUGUUAGCAAUAUUCUGCAAAGUACCCAAGAGUGCUUGAAUAAGGUGCAUCAAGCUGUUGAGAAGAGUACUGCCAAACGAAAAACACUACUAGAUAAUAGUUCUGCAUAUAACAACACAAGUAUCGAAGCUGAUAAAGAAGAACCAGCUACAGCAGAGACUGAUAAGCAGCAAUAAUUUCCGAUAUUAAACCUA